Fusarium falciforme is the source of this 240-nucleotide messenger RNA. Its product is annotated as Ribosomal protein L37. Gene Ontology annotation, cellular component: cytosolic large ribosomal subunit; ribosome. Gene Ontology annotation, biological process: translation. Bases 1 to 240 code for a protein of 79 amino acids. Lineage: Eukaryota; Fungi; Ascomycota; Sordariomycetes; Hypocreales; Nectriaceae. The record is from RefSeq and is a predicted model, not a curated record. Gene Ontology annotation, molecular function: RNA binding; structural constituent of ribosome. The transcript has 4 exons.
AUGACGAAGGGUACCUCCAGCUUCGGUCGUCGCUCUCUUCACAUCCAGAAGAAGGAGUGCGCUGCUUGCGGCUACCCUUCUGCUAAGACCCGGAAGUACAACUGGUCCGAGAAGGCGAAGCGAAGAAAGACCGUCGGCACCGGCCGAACCCGCUACCUCAAGGAUGUGUCCCGACGAUUCAAGAACGGCUUCCAGACUGGCCAGCCCAAGGGCGCCCGGGGCAUCAACAAGGAGGCUUAA